AACAGAUGCUUCGACAGGUCAACAUUGAUAAACCAGUGUCAGACAACUCUUUCCAAGGAGCAAACGCUCCUAAUUACCUAUUCUACUUGAUAUGAAUUGUAUAAAUUACUUGAAUUUCACUUCAUAUAAAUCGUGGCAAUGAAAAAAGAGAUCCUUUGUUAUAGCCCUCUCCCUAAAGAAAAGUCGACCCCUUAUUCUUCUUUACUCAGCUGAGAUCAUCAAUUACUCAUCCUAGUCGAAGCAAACGACAAGAAACUUAGCCUCUCUUUAUCUUCUCGGGUAUAGUAGUCGCCUAAAGCUACCCCAUCGGAAGAGAAUUAUGUGAUUGACGGACAUUGGCUUUCGCCACAAAUUUACAAACACUAUGAGACCUAUGUUGUUGUAUGCCUGACGUAGUCGCAAUUAAUAUGCAUUGCCCCUUUGAUUUAACGGCCCGCGCCUCUUUCCUAAAAGAUAGAAAGGAGAAGACACAAAAAGGCUUUGUGCUCUUGAUCUAUUCAUAGCAAAAUACUCUUAAGGCAAGCCCCGCGGCGGGAUGUUGACCAUACUUCUGGGCCGAACAACUUUGCAAACCUCAAAACUUCUCAGAGAAACGAUUAUAGUCUGAUACUCGGUUCAUUACUUGCAUUUGAUACCUUCUAGUCAUCAUACCAGAUCCAAUGACAAGCGAUGUGAACGUUUCGAGGCGCCCGAGUCUCGAGCCCAUAUGGACUAACUACCGGAGCCACGGCAGUUUGCCUAAUACGGUCUACCGGCCAACUCCUAUAAACGCAAGUCUGUCUCCGUCGCCGCUAUCUCCCAAAAGUCUCCCAGGUCCUAGCCCGGUUCAUCCUGCCUCGUAUGAUAAAUCGAUGCGGAAGCAAGAUCGAGCCCUUGUCGACAGUUUCGAUCAGAGGACACGACACGUGGUGAACACAGCACCUCUGACCCCCAUCGAUGAGUAUUCGCCGUCACCCUUAGUUGCGAGGCUCGAAAAGAUUAGCAUCCUGCCACCGAUGAGCAUCUCUCAUGGCUUACCAACGCCUGCCUCGCCCAGUAUUCCUCCCCGGAGAGACAGCUUGAACGCCUUAGAGCGAUCUGGGUCGCUAAGUGGCAUGUCCGGACCUCAAGAUAGGAGCCCCGGUUACUACACUCGGGAUGUGUCGCCGGUAUCUCCGCGAAGGAAUUCAGUCUCGGGGGUUCAUGACCAACUCCGGAGUUGGGGACACGUUUACUACGGCAACGCUAAGACGGCCGACGCAUUCAUUAUUGCCAGAUCUCUGCGCCGCCGUAGCAGCGGCUCUCCAACGGAGGUUACGAGACCAGCGGGAGCAUCCAUGAAAAAUCGGUUGACCGUUCGCGCCAUCGUGCGACCUCGCGCUCUUGAUAGACCGUCAUUUUUGAUCCAACGCAAUUUCGAUAUAGACGAGCUUCGGGCGACGAUACCGGACCCGCCACCGCAAUCUCAAAUCAGCGGAAGUCCAAACGAGUGGCGGCGUCCUAGUCUCCCGUCGAUACUAUCCAGCGGCACCCCACCCCCGGCGCAACCAAGGUCAAGGCGUUCUAGUAGCGUUCGGUCGGGAGCGCUGUUACGAUCAGGCACCGGCAGCAUAGACCUCGACAGCUUAGUCCGAGACGCGAGAGCGGUACCUGUCCAUCUCAAAUACGUGCGCGCGUACCUACCCGUCGUUGCGGCAUUAUUAGUGUCCGGCCACAUUCACGAGGGAGAUGUCGUCUACUUACCGAUGCCACAUGCCGAAUCGUGGCCGCAGACGGCCCAGUACGUGUAUACAGGACAGGGCGAGCUGACGGAAGCGAUCAAGGAGAACAUAUUGUAUCUAGCUGGGAAGGUUUAAUUAUCUUGUAGGUAUCUGUUAUUAUCCUCUGUGUACAUGAUCUCCUUCUUGUUUCUACUUGGAUGGAAGGUGGGUUUACGGGAGCAAUGGGAGUAUGCAGGUUCCAGUCCAUGAAUGUAGAUGGCUUGAGCUGGAAGAAACAUGAUGGAGGAAAGGGAUUCAAUAGGUACAUAAUAUUUAAUAGGAAUUAUGCGUAUAUUUUCAAA
Molecule: messenger RNA, 2041 nt
Organism: Annulohypoxylon truncatum
Lineage: Eukaryota; Fungi; Ascomycota; Sordariomycetes; Xylariales; Hypoxylaceae
Exons: 2
Coding region: 660-1835 (391 amino acids)
Source: RefSeq, a predicted model, not a curated record